This is a messenger RNA of Sander lucioperca (pikeperch), 2361 nucleotides long. RefSeq names its product cilia and flagella associated protein 94 (gene dnai7). The coding region runs from base 16 to 2304 and encodes 762 amino acids. NCBI's taxonomy places the organism in Eukaryota, Metazoa, Chordata, Actinopteri, Perciformes, Percidae. The transcript has 17 exons. The record is from RefSeq and is a predicted model, not a curated record. Gene Ontology annotation, molecular function: microtubule binding; beta-tubulin binding. Gene Ontology annotation, cellular component: axoneme.
AACGGAUAACCACGCAUGCGCAUUUGUUUCUAUGGUUACCUGGACGCUGUAGAGCUUUUUUGUUUCAGCAUGCCACCCAAGAAAGGAAAGUCAUCAAAGGGAGGUAAGCUGAACAAGGCCCAGAAGGCGAAGCAGCAGCAAGAGGAGGAGGAAAGAAGGCUGCAAGAGGAAGAGGAAGCACGGCUGCAAGCGGAAAAAGAAGAGAGGGAAAGAUUGGAAAGAGAGAGAAAGGAGAAGGAGCAAGAAAGGCUUGAGUUAAAGGACCAGGAGCGCCGAGAAGAUGAGUUGAACGAACUCCGCCAUCUACUGGAGGAGAAUCAUACUGCGGUAACCACAUGGAAAACUGAUGCCGUGGAGAAAGCCAAGUGGGAGAGAUACAUGCAUUGUGAUGGCAUCCCAGACCCAGCAGUACAGCAGGAUCUUAACACAUAUAUCAGCUUAUGGAGAGAUGACCCAGAGGUCAACAUCACACUCGUGCUCAAACAAUGUCACCUCACUCUACAGCUGAUGGAGGAGCUGGAGGCUCUGCUCAGAGAUGUUACAGAUCCACAAGAGUGCUACAAGUACCAGGAGGGCCUCAUAAACUUGCAGGAGCUAAUCCACUCUAAACACCUCCUCACCACUGAGGAGAUCCUUAAGAUGGCCAGUAUGAACAUCGACACUGAGACAGGCAACAUGCAGACUGUGGUCAAAGAUGUCAACAUUACACUGUGUCUCUGGGCUAACCUCAAGAAGAAUCCAAGGUUUAGAGAUUUAAACUUUGAGGAGGCUGGCCUGGGCUUUGAGCUUCCCAAACAGCUAGCUGUGAGCCAUAUCGCUGUACGGUUGCUCCACACACAUUAUGACCACCUGUCCUUGCUGGCCAGGAUGGCUCACCCGAGAAUGCACACACCCAGCCUCAGGUCUCUUGCAGGUGGUGAGGAGGUUCCAGCAGACAUAGAUGUACCUGAGCAGGGGGAGACAAAAAGAACGGGGGAGGUGAAGGAAGACAUUGAGACCCAGCAGCAGCGAGUGGACGAGGAGGUGCAGUCCAUCCAAGGCUUUGAAGGGAGGAAGAGUGCAGCCAGCCUACAGUCCAGUAGAAACGGUGCCCAGCCUGCAGAAGGCAGAGUGAGCCAGAUACAGACACAGAUGGAGGCACUCAGCGGUAAGAUGCCCAGCCCGACACUUCCCGACACUCCUAAAAGACAGCCCCAUCACACAGGAUCUGUGGGGGACUUGACUGAGACUCCCAUAGUGCAGCCGACAAUGAUGGACCGCAGUGAGUGUAUCCAGGUUGUGGACUUAAUGCAGUACACACCUCUGGGUGGGGUCUUCUACUGUGACGUGUUUCACCUCCCGCCACAAGCCCACCAGGUCAAUGGCUGGGAAAUUAGACAGCUGUUGGACGAAGGGCUUCAGGUGUUCCCGUACCCUAUGGAAAAGUCUAACUUAGAUGACAACGAAGCUCUCACCUGCCCUCCUGUCGGUGUGUCUGUGACGCUGCCCGACUCUGUCGUCUUCCUGGAAGCUCCCCAAGUGGCUCGCUGGGAUGCUGCAGUGAAGCAGUGGAGGAUGGACAGUAUCACUGACUUGUCUUAUGAGGAAGAAGAGGCCAAAAUCUCCUUCAAGAUGGACUUCUUCCAGCCCUUUGUGCUGAUGCAGGAAACUUAUGCCAACCUUCCCUUCCUGAGUUGGGAGCUCAGGCCAUUGGACCAAGACGCAGCUCUUUUCACCGUCAACGGGGCACUCAUUGACCUCAGUAUCACGAUCCAGGGUAAUCAGUGUAUGUUGCAGUUGGAGCAAGAGAGAGGUCUCUCUCACCUCAUAGGGAAGUGGAUGAGUGGCCCCAUCCUGCAGAGAGCCAUGCUCAACGCAGGGAUCAACAUCUUUGUUAAUGAGUACACCGACAAAUACGUCAUCACCUGCGGCAAGGACCCACUUACAGAACAUGCUGCCUACGAACAGAUGGCCCUCUUCGCCUCUGCCUGCGCUUUCACGUGGAGCAAGUGGAAUGCCAAAUGUGGAGCUGAGCAUUUAGUCACGCAGGCGUGUGAGCACCAUGGCCCUGUCCCGGUGCCUAAGGAUUCGUGGAGUCUCUACCUGCUGGGUGCUCAGAGGAGUCAGAAGCUGGAAAUCACAGAGAACAGUGAGGAAUUCUCCCCAGAUUAUUAUCCCGGAAGUGAGUUUCACUCCACCUUCAUCCACAUGCUCCAGGACAACAUGAGCACUGACGGCAUAGCCAGGACCAGAGAAUCCAAUUAUCGGUUUGUUGAUACAGUACAGAGCCUUCUUUGUGCCACCAGACCACUGAUGUAUUCAUAACCGGUGUGAAAUUAACUUGAAGUUUUUUAAAACAACAAAUUAAAGACAUUUGAAACA